Messenger RNA from Synchiropus splendidus (mandarinfish), 5091 nucleotides. It is a transcript of the gene arhgap10, whose product is annotated as Rho GTPase activating protein 10. The transcript has 23 exons. Bases 371 to 2671 code for a protein of 766 amino acids. NCBI's taxonomy places the organism in Eukaryota, Metazoa, Chordata, Actinopteri, Syngnathiformes, Callionymidae. Gene Ontology annotation, molecular function: protein binding; GTPase activator activity. Gene Ontology annotation, biological process: signal transduction. Gene Ontology annotation, cellular component: cytoplasm. The record is from RefSeq and is a predicted model, not a curated record.
GGGCAGAAGUUUUUCUACACGCACACAGAUGUCAGAGUUUCCCAAUCUGUCACUCUGCGAGGUGGGGUGUCGCGACCGUGGACUGCUGCAAUACCGCAAUAAUGACUUCAUAAGUCAAACGGCAGCAACUCGUUUCUGCGCGACAACGUACCGCUGAUAGCGUGUUUUACCAAGCGACCUUUCUGCUGGACCUUUGACAAGUGGGGAGCAACACCCAUGCGUCAGAAAUGCUAACCCCGGCUAGCCGCUCCUACCUGACCUAAACUAUGUUUCCUGCGCUCGGCGUAUUCGUUCGCAGCACGGUUGUUUAGUUUUGACGCGUUUCUUGGAAGGCUUCCGUGUGUUUUGGGACGAGGCGCGAGAGUCAGCCAUGGGUCUGCACGCGCUGGAAUUCAGCGAGUGUUAUCUGGACAGCCCCAACUUCAGGGAGAAAAUCAAAGCUCACGAGGCCGAACUGGACAAAACCAACAGGUUUAUCAAGGAACUGUACAAGGAUGGGAAGAACCUCAUCAACGCGACCAAGCAACUUGGGGCGGCACAGCGGAAGUUUGCACAUUGCCUGGGAGAGUUCAAGUUUGAGUACAUCGGAGAUGCGAAGACGGAUGAUGAGAUUUGUAUUGAUGAGUCAUUGCAAGAGUUCUCCUCAUUUUUACGAAACCUGGAGGAACAAAGAGAGCUCAUGAUGAAGAACAUCACAGAAACCUUAAUGAAACCCCUGGAGAAGUUCAGGAAAGAUCACCUCGGCACAGUCAGGGCUGAAAGAAAGCGUUAUGAAAAAGAGACGGAAAAGUACUACAGCUCUUUGGAAAAGCUUCUCAAUAUGUCGGCAAAGAAGAAAGAACCUCAUCUACAAGAGGCAGACAUCCAGGUGGAAAGCAUGAGGCAGCACUUUCAGGAGGAGUCACUGGACUAUGUCUGCAAGCUGCAAGAGAUCCAGGAGAGAAAGAAGUUUGAGUGUGUGGAGCCGAUGCUGGCCUUCUUUCAGACUGUCUUCACUUUUUAUCACCAGGGUUUUGAGCUUGCCAAGGACUUUGACCAUUAUAAAAGAGCGCUGCAGAUUAAUAUUCAGAACACGAGGAGUCGCUUCGAGGGAACGCGAUCUGAAGUGCAUGAGCUGAUGAAAAGGAUCAGAGAUUCUCCUCAAGACUAUAGACAAACCAGCCCUAUCAGCUAUGAAGGCUACCUGUUUGUACAAGAAAGACGGCCGCCACCUUUUGGUUCGAGUUGGGUCAAACGUUACUGCACCUUUGUUAAAGAGCAGAAGAUCCUGCACAUGGUGACCUUUGACCACAGAUCUGGUGGGAAAAGUGGUGAGAGUGAGUCCGUCAUGCUCAAGUCUUGUGUCCGCAAAACCACGGAUGUGCUGGAUCGACGGUUCUGCUUAGACCUCGAUAUCACAGAUAGGCCGGGUACAGUUCUCACAGUGCAGGCUCUGUCGGAAGAUGACCAAAAGUUCUGGAUGCAGGCUAUGGGUGGCAAAGAACCGAUUGGACACUAUCUUGGGAGGACCUACUCGAAAGAAAGAGGAAUUGACGCCCAGUUGGAUGACGUUGGCUUGAGUUUUGUGAAGAACUCUAUCAGUGCCAUAGAAAAAAGAGGUAUUAAUGACCAGGGCCUGUACAGAGUGGUGGGAGUGAGCUCCAAGGUCCAGAAACUUCUCUCAUUAAUGAUUGAUGAGAAGAGCAAUGAAGUGGAUCUGUCUGCCAGUGAGGACUGGGAUGUUAAAACGAUAACAAGUGCACUUAAACUCUAUCUGAGGAGCCUCCCUGAGCCGUUGAUGACCUAUGGACUUUACAAAGAGUUCAUCAACCCUGCAAAGGGCGGUAGUCCGGAGUCUCGCAUCCAAGCCAUCCACCGCCUGGUCCACAAACUCCCGGAGAGGAAUCGACAAGUCCUCGGGCUGUUUAUGAAGCAUCUGGCCAAUGUGGCUGCCAAUAGCAAACAGAAUCUGAUGACCAUGGCGAACCUGGGUGUGGUGUUCGGCCCGACACUCAUGAGGCCACAGGAGGAGACUGUGGCCGCCAUCAUGGAUCUAAAGUUCCAGAACAUUGUGGUGGAGAUCCUCAUCGAGCAGCAAGAGCAGAUCUUUGCAGAUGCUCCAGAUUGGUCGCCCGUUUCACCUGCAGCUCCAGUGUUCUCUGCUCCCACAAGGAUGUCGAAGAAGCAGAGUCGGCAGAGCCGGCCUCUCGCUGUCUACAAUCCUCAAGCUCUGGACAUCCAGAGCGUGGCAGGUACCAUUUCCAGUCAGGCUACAGAUGAGACCUCAAUGGGAAGCAAUGAGUCCGUGUCGUCCCAGUCCUCAUCGGCAUCUGCUUCAGAGUCUCCUCCAGACAAGUCUGACCACGCGCCUCUUGUUAGCAGCCUGAGCUCCGGCAGCAACCCAAGGACUCCCUCGGCGGCAGCUUCCUGGGCCUCUCCUGAAACACCAGAUGAAGGCAAACAUGCUGCUGCUUCUGCUGCGGCUGCUGAAAAAGAGAAGCCCAACGAGAGUGUCACCGGCCGGAAAGCCAAGGCGGUGUAUCCAUGUGAAGCGGAGCACGACUCCGAGCUCUCCUUCCAAGUCGGCGCAGUCUUCCACGCUGUGACCCUGUCUCGGGAGCCCGGGUGGCUGGAGGGAGAGCUGGAGGGGAAGCGGGGCCUCAUCCCUGAGAACUACGUGGACUUCCUGUGAGACGUCACCUUCAGCUUGUUCAUGCCUGGAUACACAGACGCAUGUUGUCGACCGGUUUCUGCAUGUUUGUGUUCAUUUACAUUGGUGUGGGCUCCAUGCACGUUUCUGCUUCACCGUCCCGAGUCACUUGGCAGCAUCAGCAGAAGGCCACCGUCGCUCCGUCGGGGACCUCCUUCUCCUCAGUUAUGCAUGGUAUCCAUGAGCUCCGGAAUCAUAGAAACAAUCCUCGGGAAGCAGCUACUUGACAAUCACGUACAGAAAGUGCCUUCGGAAAACGGAACACCUUCAUGGAAGCAGCUUUUUGGGGCAAAUCCCUGCGUCGCCAAAACUGCCGUGUCAUCAAAACCUGUCAGCACAUUUCGAGCCUUAGUUGAGACAAAAAUCUGUCAAAAGUGCCGUGACUUGCUCUCUUAUAUAUAUAUAUAUAUAUAUAUAUAUAUAUAUAUAUAUAUAUAUACACACAGACACACACACUAAGGUUAGGUAUAAAUAUAUAUAUAUAUUUUCCGAUCUUUUUCCCCCACGAAAAAAAAAAAAAAUCCUAGUUAUUUGCACUCAUGUCCCAUCAUCCUGAAUGGUUCAUGAAUAAACAGUGAUAAAGCUCGAUGUACCCGAGGCCUCCAAGACUCUCACACUACACAUGACAGAGAUCCUGCGAAUGUAUAUUUUCAAACCUGUUUCUGUUUUCUCCCUGUCGUACCAAUGAUUGUGUUUUUAUCCGUCAUCCACGUCCUUCAGGAAAGUCAAACACUCCCACAUUUGUUUUAAACCGUUUUUUUUUUUUUACGCCAAGUAAUCUAAGACAAAAAAAAACCUGCAGUAUUUUACUGUCGUCCGUUCGUCUGUGUGCUGCCAGAUUUUAAGAAUUAUAAAAAUACCAAAUAUAUUUUCUGUGUCCGUUUGGUCUUGUGUGAUGAAAAUGUACUCCGACUUUGCUAUUUAGAGUAAUUUAAGACGCCAGUCUUCAGGAUAUACGAAAUAUCUCCUCAACUUUGUAUAAUGUUUCUGAUCAGUGUUGAAUAAAGUUCUGGUUUAUUUUACCUGGAACCUGCUUUUUUUUCCCUCCUGAUUCUGCCUGUUGUUUUUGCCAGUUACAAACAUCCAUCAUGGCAACUGUCCUGUACAGCUUCCCUUACUCUCUGGUUACCACGCUUCAGUUCACCCUGUCUGCACUCUCCUCUUCGCCUCCCACCUCCUUCACUUCCAUCUCCCUCUCAUUCAUACUGUCACUGCAAAUCACUAUAUCAUCAGCAAACAUCACGGUCCAUGCAGACACAGGUUAGCCAAAACAGACAAGAGGAGCUGAUCCCAGAUGUUUUGGGCAAUAAUAACUCCUCUAAUGGCAGCGUCCAAGUCUUAAUAUACAAUUUGUCUUCUUCCCCAUAUCUGCCAUGUUGACAUCUAACUUGAGACUCCGCCCACAACAAACCAACCAACUUUUUUUUUUUACCGUGACUUGAGAGGCAGGUACAGUGAGUGAACCUACUCAGUCGCUGGCUUUCUAAUCCCACGAAACAAUCGGUGGAAACUUGUCUUUCAGUACCGAUAUAUUGGAGUAGCUAAAAUGCUAACCUCGCUAGUUAGCUAUAGUAGCAUCCUUUUCACUUUAAUUGCAAUAUUAACAAUUUUUUAAACAUAGCAGUGCUGCCGUUACGAUGUCCUAUGAAAUGUAAAACAGAGCUGGAAAUUUUUUUAAUGAUGACUCAGCAUUUUCAGAGCAAUAAGUAAUAACGAAAAUAAACAUUCUUCUUAAACAACUUCUCAAAUUCGUAGUGUCGCUGACAAAAAACUUCUCACUUUGGCAUUGUGUUUGACAUCUUUAAGUUGUUUCAUUACUGACGCUCCAGUGGUGUGCUGGUCCCCGUGAAACACGUCUGAAGGAAGAAUGUGGAAAAGCCUUGCCGCCACUCUUGAAGCCAGACUUGCAGACUCCGUUACAAAAUCUAGUUUGGGAAACCAUUCUUAUUUUACCAUGCCAGUGUCUCAUGUCGAAUUAUCGAUGAGUCAUGUGUUUCGCCUCCUGCCUUCUCCUCAGUGACCAAAAAUAAACAAGGAUUUAUUCUCUCCGUCUCGCGCUGGCUAGAGUUACCCAAGCCUGUCUCCGUCUAUUGAACUGCAGGGGGCCUUCUCACUUCUGAAUUCACUUAAAUGGAUCUUUUCUGGAGACACUUCCGCAGCCUGGCUGCUCCACAUCUGGGUCGAUGAAGGCUCCUUUGCUCUUGUUAACGUGGUUACCUUCGGCUCAAUCCUCAUCGGCUGCUCGGGUCUGAUUCAGAACAUGUGUAAUGUGUCCAAACUACGGGCUGAACCUUAAGUUCUGUUCGUUGAGAUGUUUCAGACAUGUUGUGCUGGUGCCCACUAAGGGGCUCUUCUUUCUUGUAGAGUGAGCUCAUGGCGUCCCAUGUGAGCUCUGCAUUUUU